CUGGAUGCUCUACAGCUGUAUGGGAUCCCAAAUUGUACUGCUUCUUCUGUUGGGUCUGAUUUGGCUCUCACUCAGUAAUGUUGGUAUCUUCAGCCUGGUUCCUGCAGGCACACCCACACCUAUCGAGCCAGCACUGACCCACUGACCUUUUCCCCAACAUGGCUGAUCAGAGCAACAUCCAGAGCGCCGCUUCCAAAAGCAUCAGGCCGUUCAAAUCCAGCGAGGAGUACCUUUACGCCAUGAAGGAGGACUUAGCCGAAUGGCUGAACACCCUUUACGACCUGGACAUCACAGUCGACUCCUUCAUGGAGGGCCUGGAGACGGGCUGCUCGCUCUGCCGCCAUGCCAACAACGUCAACCGGGCGGCACUCGAUUUCCUCGCGCAGCACCCGAACGCGGCCCGGCAGCUCCUCGCCCCCCGGCGAGACGUGGCCUUCCAGUCGCGGAACGUCGUGCCCGGGUCGUUCUUGGCGCGCGACAACGUGUCCAACUUCAUCGGCUGGUGCCGGCACGAGCUGCACAUCAAAGACGUCCUCAUGUUCGAAACCAACGACCUGGUGGAGCGCUGCAACGAAAAGAACUUUGUGCUGUGCCUGCUGGAGGUGGCGCGGCGCGGCGCCAAGUUCGGCAUGCUCGCCCCCAUGUUGGUGCAGCUGGAGGAGGAGAUCGAGGAGGAGAUACGGGACCAGGAGAAGCUGCAGGAGAACCCGGGAAAGCCGAGCAGGACGUUCGUUCGCGAGAAGAGCACCGCGGGGUCUGAACCAGAGCUCAUCAACAGCUGGCAGCAGCAGAAAAGAGUCCUGUGUGACAUGCGCAACCUGGACGAGCUGGUGCGUGAAAUCCUCGGCCAGUGUUCAUGUCCAGCUCAGUUCCCCAUGACCAAAGUCUCGGAGGGGAAGUACAAAGUGGGCGACUCCAGCGCCCUCAUCUUCAUCAGGGUCUUACGGACCCACGUGAUGGUGCGUGUAGGCGGAGGGUGGGACACUCUCGAGCAUUACCUCGACAAACACGACCCCUGCCGCUGCAGUGCAUUCUCUCACAGGUACCAGCAGGGUAAAUCCAGCGGUCAGACCCCCCACAGUAAGAACUCCAGCGCACACUCGUCCCGUUCGGCCAGUCCCGGGCCGCAUUAUAAACCCGUCGAGCGACGCUCUCUGGAGCCUUCAGCGCCCGGCGCUCCCACCUCUUCUGCAUCCUCCUCCCCCAGACUGUCCAGGGCAAACCAGGGUGAUGGAGAGUCGAGCAGAGGGAGAAUGAACGGUACCCUGCUUCCCAAACUGCCCAGAGACAGAUCAGAGCCUCGCCAGUUCAACCCACUCAGAAAUAAGGACUCUUUAUUACCGCUGACCCGCCGCCUGUCUGGAGACAGCGACUCCUCUAAUGCCUCCUCCAAAGGAACGGGCGGAGUAGCAACAGGAGGCCGUUUGUCUCACGGGUCUCGUCGCUCUAACGGUGAGAAGGUGAUUCUCCUGGUCAACCGGAAGGAAGGCAAGCAUGUGAUCGAACGCCCAUCAGGUGGUAAUACCCAGAUGCCCGCUAUUCGCACUCCCCAGCCCAGAGCUCGCAGCACCUCUAGGGAACGGCCUACACCCGCUCUGUCCUCUCCGGCCAAAAUGAAGCCCUCUCCACCCCAGGGUAAUGCUGCACGGAUGGAGAGAGGGAGAUCGACCGGGCCAGAGGGGCCGCGGAGGUUCCAGGGCUCCCGGUCGCUCAGCCAGGGCAAAACGCCUCCACGACGAGGGAGCGAUGCCACGCCCGCUUCUCCUCGUCACAGGGAUUCCCAUGACGAUCAGAGGUCCAAGCAGGCGCCUCCGGGUUCACCUAGGUUGAGCGGAAGCUUUCCGAAGAGACAGGCGCCCUCUUCUGCGUCCAGCUCGCCUCUUAAAACAGGCUCCGGUAGUCCUAUGAAGAAGGGCACAGUGACUCCGCGGCCCCCUGCACCCAGGUCACCGUCGGUCGGAAACAGAAGGCUUUUGCCUCCCAUCUCACAGCCAGGGCGGCACUCGACGUCAAGGUCUGCGCCAAGAUCGCCGCAUCACCACGCGCCACAUCCACCUCGGGCAGCAGGGAGGGCGCAACGAGGCUUCGGGAACCAGAACCACGUUCCUCAGGAUGAUAUAGGGAUUGGAUUUGGCCUUCCACUGGACCCAAAACGUGAACAGGAGCUGUACCGCAGCUUUGAGGCCGAGUUCCUGGCCAACACGCAGCCGGGCAAAGUUCCUCAAACUAAAGACAUUGCCGCACUUCCUGUCUCGCAGCAUGGCUAUAGGACAUUCGGUGAUCCUAAUGUGACAGAUUCAGCCUAUUCAUCCUCCAACUCCUCCAACUCCUCCCUGUACGUCGGAGGAAAAGCUGGACCCCUGCCGGACCUACGUGACACAAAACGGACCGGCGGAGCUCGAAACUGUGCUCUUGAGGACCCACCCACUUUGUUGCACAACCAGACCCGAUCCUGUCUUCCAAACGGAGGGCUCCGAAAGCUUCCCGCCAUCUCCAGUUCAACUGAGGACGAAGAUCCUUUGAUCCCAUCCAGGCACCUCUCGUCUAACCACAUAAACGGGGGCCACAUGGGGUUUCCGAAUUCUGUAGCACCUAUGGAGCAGCAGGAGCAUCUAGACUGGCCUGGCUUGGAAGGCGACGUUCCUCUAGAGAAUCAGAACCCAGAAAUGCCCUACGACCAGGCCGUCACCAACACUAACGGAAACACCGAGCCGCCUUUGCCCUACUCGUUUCCUUCGCCUCCCCCUCCAGAGGACUGCUCCUACAACGACUCGUCCAGCGAGAGCUCCUCCAUGUGUCUAAGCCUGAGCGAGCCCCUCUCCGACGGUUCCUGCACCCCUCCACCCACCCUCGCCAACGGAGAGGCAGACUGCACCGUGGUCCUCCGAGCCAAAAGAGGGCAGAAGAAGGCGGAAAGGGUGCCUUCCAUCUACAAACUCAAACUGCGCCCGAGGAUACGACCCCGUACGGACAACAGGCCGGAGAACAGUCCGUCUCGCAUCCCGACGCCGCUCAGCUACAGAGAGAUGCAGCAGCAAAAGCAGAACGCGGGAAAUCUGACGCCGCCGCAGACGCCGCGCUCUCGCAAAACUCUGCACCAGGCUUUCAGCGACGUCAUUCGCCAGCAGAAGAGGUCGGCCAGCGUCGGGUCCCGACAGUGCUCCUACUCUCCAGAGUCUAAUAUCGAUACAGAUGCCUGGAUGUAGCAUAGCAAAGGAAAGAGGGUAGCCCUGUCGAUUUGGGUAACGAGGGUGUUGUUGAGGAAAGCAGGGCAUUGUGGAUGACCAACUUUGAUCCGCUUUCAGUCCUGACCUUGCGUUCACCACCUAUCAGCGCUGUAUGGGUCACUCUGGGUGCGAGGAAGGGUUCCACCAGUCCACCCACCCAGUCCACUCACAUUAAUUAAGUGAAACUCCUUUCAGACAUUGAUUGACUGGAGGACGGAUUCAAACCCAUGUCCCCAGGACCAAUGUUACUGUGUGCCACCCUAUCAUGCCAUACAAUUCCUAUUCCGUGACUUAACAGCGCUAAUUACUCCAUCGGGACUCUGGCCUCCACCUUGCUAUAUUGUUAGCUUUGCAAGCUGCAUCCUGUUUGGGUGACUAAAAGGCGCUGGACGGGUUCUGCUCCGACUGUGCUGGUGGGUGAAAGAAAGCCGUGUUUUCUAAACACGCCCCUAGGUGACACCUAGGCUCGCCGCCGGUAUGACCGCAGGGUUUGCCCGACGCUGUGCAUUUUUGGAUCUCAGGGAAAGACUAAAAUUGCAUCUAUGAAAGACAAUCAAGAGCAAGAACAGUCUCUAAACUGUGACCGUGAGGGAGUGGUGGCUCGAGCAGGACGAUGCUAAAUCUCUCAUUAUAAAUCUGAGCCCGGGACCAUUUCGGACUACUGGACUCCCAAAACGUCCAAAAAAUGGAUCUGUAAAAUAAUAUCACCAAAGAAUAAACUGGGGGGUUUCCUUGACCGGUGACUCGUCACUGUGGUCACUGUGUGGGUGGAGCUCUGAUAAACCCACGCCACACCGAGAGAAGGAAGCUAGAAUGGUGACGAAAGAGCCAAUAACAAUGCACAAUGUGUCUGAAGGGCGAGAGCAGAUGCAUCAUCAGGAUCACGCUCACCUCGCUGCGUAACGGCCGUCUCAUGGAAGUGAGAAAUCGGCUGAAACUCGUGUUUCCUGAUUCGAGGAGUCUCUGCAUCGUGAGUCAGUCUGUCUGAUUUCGUCUGAUUGCUGCUCGAUUGUUGCUUGGUGAAUGAGGUGUCGAUAAUGUCUGACUUCCUUCUGCGACCUGUUACUACAGUCAGUCUGACAAAGUGGGACGCACUCACGCGUUCGAGUUUUGCUUUAUUUUACAGACUGGACCUACACGAUCACGAUCAAGGCUUUUAAAUCGUAU
Trichomycterus rosablanca is the source of this 4394-nucleotide messenger RNA. It is a transcript of the gene gas2l1, whose product is annotated as growth arrest-specific 2 like 1. Gene Ontology annotation, cellular component: cytoplasm; stress fiber; actin filament. Gene Ontology annotation, biological process: protein localization to microtubule plus-end; regulation of microtubule polymerization or depolymerization; actin crosslink formation. Gene Ontology annotation, molecular function: cytoskeletal adaptor activity; microtubule binding; actin filament binding. The coding region runs from base 159 to 3206 and encodes 1015 amino acids. The transcript has 5 exons. Lineage: Eukaryota; Metazoa; Chordata; Actinopteri; Siluriformes; Trichomycteridae. The record is from RefSeq and is a predicted model, not a curated record.